This is a messenger RNA of Plutella xylostella (diamondback moth), 1890 nucleotides long. The record is from RefSeq and is a predicted model, not a curated record. NCBI's taxonomy places the organism in Eukaryota, Metazoa, Arthropoda, Insecta, Lepidoptera, Plutellidae.
UAAACCUAUAAUGAUUUCUAAAAAUAAAAUCCCUCAAGCCGGCCUGUUAGCGAAUCCGUUUCAAACCUCUGCUAACACCAACCUGAUUGAAGACGACAAGUCUUGCCACUGGCUUUCGAUGAGUACAAAAAGAAAAACAAAAGAGAGGCAGGACCAACAGAUACUAGCAGUGGAAGCGUUCUAGAUGAUCGUCCACGGAGACUACUCAGACUGAAACAACACUCCGAAGAAGCUGAGGCGGGUGCUUUAGAGUCCAUUGAACAAAUCAUGAGCAAUGUUGAAAGCCAACACACGAAAGGCUCGGAAACAGAGACAGAAUUAAAACUAAAAAGAAGAAGAUCUCAAAGAAGACGAUCCCGUCAGAGGUACAGCAAUGACCACAUAAGUAAAAUCAAAUUUCUUACCAUUUCCGAAUCUAGUGGUAAGCUAUAUAAAGAUUCAACAGUUCAAAUGAAUAGCGACAUAAUAAAACUAGCCAGAACCACAGAUCGAGCUACUUGUGCAGAUUAUGAAUGUGGAGAUUGUGGCACGAUCACUGAAGUCAAGGAGUUUAUGACGGACAAUGAGACUCACGUCAGUGAAGACUUUAUUGAAGCUUCUAGUCGUGCAACAGCGAUGGAAACAUCUCCUAAUGUAUGCAGCAACGCUACACACAUUGACAAAGAAUUUUUAUGUGAUAAUCCAAUAUCUACAUAUUUGUACAAUAAAAAGGAAAUUUACUUCAGCCAGGCUCCUGAAAAAUCACAUGCCGACACGAAAGCAGAACAAGUAUCGAUGGUUAUUAGUAACUAUGUAACUGAUUCAAAGUCAUGUGAUUGUUCAUUAGAUUAUGAAAUGCCACAAAUAUUUGCUGUCGCAACUGCUGCAUCUCAGCCGAUCCCGUGUGAGCCCAAAACAGAUGAUAUGGACUUGAACGUUUUAUUUAGCUCGAAAGGAUUAAAUAAAAAAACGAACGAAGAAAUUAUUAGUUAUAGCGAGGAUCAAUAUUACAUGGAUGAAAAGCAAUUAGAUGCCUUUACGUUAGACAUUUCUGACCAUUUAAUUAAAAAGACCUCCUCACAUACCUCAUCAAGUUUAUCCCAUAAUACUUCAACGCCAAGAAAUAAACACUGUGCUUACGAAUCCCCACGAGUCAGUGUAGAUUCUGCGAAAUCGAAGUUGUCAGAGAAAUCCGCUAUCAUCGAGAGAAGCGACUCCGGAGGUGCAGACAUCAGAACUUGCAAAAGUUCCUAUGAAAUAGCUACAGUAGACAUGUCAGCUUCGUGCACGUCGUACAAGACUACAGCCAUGAAAACCUUCUCGGAGAAGUCGAUGGUGAUACAGGAACGUGGGACGUCAGCCGACACCAUGUCACAAGAGACCGGCUACGAAUGUACUCAACCACGGUCAUCUACAUUUUUAUCUGAAGUCGGAUCUCUUACACUAGAUCUAGGAGACUUAUCUGAUCAUCAAGAUCCUCUCCCUGAAGCGAAAGCAGUUAUUCCUGAAGAUUUAGGGCAUGUUGUUCCAGAUUUAAGUGCCAAACACCGAGAUAAGAGGAACAUAGCUUGCCUUGAGAUCCAGCUAGAUGUCCCGACUAGCACAGAGGUUGUAGUUGAAGUAGCAAGUAAGAAGAAUAGGCCUAGUAGAAUACCGAAAUUGAAUUCAAAAGCGGCAAGGACCAAAUCUUUAGAUUUAAGAAGCACGAGCAAUAUUAGCAGCGGUGAUACAGCCAGUGUGAAAAGUCAUAUUCCGAUCUUAACGUCGAAGCCUAGGGACGAUAUUGCAGUGAAUACGGCAACUACUGAAACAGAUAGUAAAAUUAACGUUACACUAUGAUAACAUGUAGGUCGUUAAUUAGGUAUUCCUUGUAUCACAUACGUAGUUUCAAUAAAUGUUUAAAUAAUUUUA